Messenger RNA from Fonsecaea nubica, 828 nucleotides. RefSeq lists its product as hypothetical. NCBI's taxonomy places the organism in Eukaryota, Fungi, Ascomycota, Eurotiomycetes, Chaetothyriales, Herpotrichiellaceae. The coding region runs from base 1 to 828 and encodes 275 amino acids. The record is from RefSeq and is a predicted model, not a curated record. The transcript is spliced from 3 exons.
AUGGACUACAUCAAGCGUCUUCCCCCUAUUGCCUCGCGAGACCGCGCUGCAAAUGCUGCUGUUCUCACUGGCGCAUCGACUUUGGCAUUGAGCGCGCUCGUCUGGUGCAUCCGAGAUUAUCAUGCCUUCCUGGCUCUGGGACCUGGCGGAGUUCCAUACAAUGUCAAGGGCUGGGCAUUCGUGACCAUGAUUCGAAUAUUUGCUCUUUCUAAACGCGGCGCAACCCAGGUCUCAGACUACCCAGCCGACGGUGCACACGAAGACAUCAAAAAUCUGCCAUUGAGAAAAGGCGAGCGCGCGGCCGUCGGGGGAAUCAUCCCACAUCGUCAGCUUUCACAGCAUUCGCCUGAUGAGAUGAAGCCGUACAUCACCAACAUGUUCAAGAAUGUCGUUGUACAAAACAGCGAACUGCUGGAAGAACGCCUCUCUAUAUAUGAGAAACACAAUCCCGCCAUUUUCAUACGCGAAGAUAUCCUCGCGAGCAAGGAUCCAUCAGCUCCCAAGCCGUCCUCGACGGCUUACACUGCUCGCGGCGAAUGUGGGCACGUCCACCCUGAUUACUCAAUCCAUCUAUACCUUGCCCCGGCAGACGCUCGACUCAUCAUCGAGAAAGGCUGGGGAGAACGCCACAGAUUGUCAAAACCGAAGACGGCAAGAUUGAAAUUCGAGAAAGCUCAUGUCGCCGACACAUACCUCAUGAUAUACGGACCCAGAGACACGGAUGAAAUCGAAGUUGUGCGCAAAAUCUUACAAAACAGUGUCCGGUUUAUGUCAGGAAGAGAAGACGUUCAAGCUCCAGAAUGGAAGGUGGCCCUGGCUGCUAAAUAA